Plasmopara halstedii is the source of this 303-nucleotide messenger RNA. RefSeq lists its product as uncharacterized. NCBI's taxonomy places the organism in Eukaryota, Oomycota, Peronosporomycetes, Peronosporales, Peronosporaceae. The transcript has a single exon. The coding region runs from base 1 to 303 and encodes 100 amino acids. The record is from RefSeq and is a predicted model, not a curated record.
AUGUCAUGUGCACCGUCUUCUCCAUAUGCUCCUAAUAUGGAUUCAAGCAAACGUCCAAGCAUUAUUUGCCUGAGAUAUGCGAAAGAUAACAAGUGUCGUCUGUCUCAGCCAUGGCUUACGAUCGAGUGUCAACGAACUUCAUCGUUUCUAGAAAGUUUGAACAAUCUUGAUACUACCUUAUCACGCAGCAAAACAACAUUUUUAUGUUCUGCAACUGAGCCAGAAUACCUGAAGGACGAAUAUCUUCGAUAUAUUUAUGAAAUGAGUUUCUUGCUGUUUGCAGACGUGCUGAGUCUUAAAUAA